Rotaria sp. Silwood1 is the source of this 1167-nucleotide messenger RNA. Lineage: Eukaryota; Metazoa; Rotifera; Eurotatoria; Philodinida; Philodinidae. The record is from the annotation of a GenBank genome assembly.
AUGAGUCGCACUGUACUUGACAAGCUGUUGGCAGAUGCAUAUGCCCAUUAUCAAGUUCUUGAUCAUCGUGGUUUUCACACUCAUAUUGCACAUCAUUUAGCAUCUCUCUAUUUUUUGGGUGCUACUGAUGAUAGACUCGAACAACUUUACAAACUUAUGUGUAAAGAUGUCUCUCCGUACGAAGCUUCACCACACGAAAUCACUAGCGUCAAUUGGCGACAAUCACUCGGUGAUGAACGUUUCUGCAAAGCAUAUCGAGAUUUCUUUGAUCAAGAAUUGACAGCUAGUGGAAACAAUUGGCAGCAAAAGUUCUUCGAAUUAUUACUAGACAAUAAAUCAGAGCCGAUGAUCAACAGCGUAGUCAGUGGUUUAGCUCAUCCUCUUAUUCAUAUUGGCUAUGUAUUCGAAUUGAAUAGUCGAAUAGUAGCUUCUGAAGCAUUGACACUAACUGCAGUGUGCUACAACUAUCAUCAUGAAUUUAUCGAUAAAUUGAAAGCACCAAAAGCUGGCUCGAAAUCAAUUCUGGAAAUCUUCAAAGAUCUUCGUUCAGAUAAUCGAUUGCCACUAUUUGACGCACCAGGUGUUGACAAUCUAGAACCGAGUGUAAAACAAUCGAUUGAUAUUGUUCUAGCUUAUUUCGAUCAAUGGCAAAUUAAUGUAAACAAUCUUGAAAAAACAAUUGAAGAUCUAUUCGAUUUGAGCGUUUAUCUUUAUGGUGCUACACAUAAACAUGAUCAAAUUGACUUUGAUUUUUUUCUUCUUCAUUUGGUUACAUCAAUGCAUGCUAUUCGUAUGAUAUAUCCACAUGUAAAUGAUCGACAACUUGUCGAACAUAUUCUUUGGCAAUUCUUCUACAUUGCUAGUAUGCUCUAUAUAUCGCAACUUCGACCUGAGAUUAAUAAAGAACUCAUCUACAAUUAUAAAAUUGAUGAUAACACACAGAAUUGGAAUUAUGUUAUCGAACGAUCAGUGAACACAAAAUUAGCCGAAGAUUCUCACCUGGUAAAAGUUAUACGUGCAUUGAGAGAUGCAGAAACUGUUUACGGAAUCAAAAAUGGACUUUACUUGAAGACAGCUGUCAAAACUGUGGAAAAUGUGAAUACAGACAACAUGUGGAUCGGUGGACCAAUUAAUCCUCGACAGUUGAAUAUACUCAAACGUACAUAG